AUGAGAUUCUCUCCAGAGCCACUGGGAGGAUCACAAGAAGUUCUUAGCAUCUAUCCCAGCAAAACUUAUCAAAUCCAGACCACGCGAUCAUGGGACUUUCUUGGGUUGACAGACUCCAUGGUUGUAGCGGACAAAGAAAACCAUGAAGCUGCGGGUUCCUACAACGUGAUUGUGGGACUCCUUGACACAGAGUAUGGAAAUGCCCGGGACGACAAUGGCCACGGCACACACACGGCCUCCACAGCCACCGGAAGGCUCGUGAGCAACGCAAGCAUGCAAGGCCUGGCUCGAGGAACCGCCCGGGGUGGCGUGCCUCUCGCACGCCUCGCCAUCUACAAGGUUUGCUGGGGGAUUGGCUGCGAAGAAUCGGACAUCCUCGCGGGGUAUGACGCCGCGGUGGGCGAUGGAGUGGACGUGAUAUCCGUCUCCAUCGGAGGACCCGCGGUGAAGUAUAGCUUGGAUGGGUUGGCGAUCGGAGCUUACCACGCGGUGGAGAAGGGCGUCGCGGUAGCGGCCGGGGCUGGAAACUUUGGUAUCUGGACGAUGCAGGUGAUCAAUGCCGCGCCGUGGAUUUUCACCAUCGCUGCUAGCACCAUUGACAGGAGCAUUGACAAAGCCAAGCCGGACGUGACUGCUCCUGGUGUUGAUAUCUUGGCAGCUUGGCCAAGUGGUAUCGCAGUUCCAGGAUUCAAUGGCGGUACCAUUUACAGCGACUAUGCCCUUCUCUCCGGAACUUCCAUGUCCACGCCUCACGCUGGGGGAGCUCUGGCAUUCGUAAAGUCGGUCCAUCCAUCUUGGAGCCCCGCUGCUCUAAAAUCUGCGCUCAUGACAACAGCCACAACUCUUGACAAUACAAACCAAACAAUCAAAACAUCCUACGGCGAGCCAGCGACACUCUUCAGCUAUGGCUCCGGGCAAAUCCAGCCAGCAAAAGCGCUCGAUCCGGGGCUGGUCUACGACAUAGAACCCACGGACUACAUCUCAUACCUUUGCAGCACGGGCUACUCCUCGGCCCAAGUUCGCAACAUCACUGGGGACAAGUCCACUGCGUGCUCCACAAACUCCACCUUCGAUCUAAACUAUCCCUCCAUUGGAAUCGCGCGGCUUGAUCCUGGAGAGAGCAACGCAGUGACCGUCGCCAGGACGCUGACGAGCGUGGGAUCGUCGCCAUCGGAUUACCGCGCGAGCGUGGACAAGCCAAGCGAUGCCAGGCUCUCGGUUGUGGUGGAACCCGAGACGCUGCGUUUCGGUAGCUCCGGAGCCAAGCUUUCUUUCAAGGUGGCGGUCACCUUGGCGAGUUCUUCAGGGCACACCAACGCAACCUGGAUCUACUCGGCAUUGAUCUGGAGCGAUGGAGUUCAUCGUGUUCGCAGCCCGAUUGCUGUUCUUGCCUCGUCGUCUUGA
Messenger RNA from Selaginella moellendorffii, 1404 nucleotides. RefSeq names its product cucumisin. The transcript has 5 exons. Gene Ontology annotation, biological process: proteolysis. The record is from RefSeq and is a predicted model, not a curated record. Lineage: Eukaryota; Viridiplantae; Streptophyta; Lycopodiopsida; Selaginellales; Selaginellaceae. Bases 1 to 1404 code for a protein of 467 amino acids. Gene Ontology annotation, molecular function: serine-type endopeptidase activity.